Glycine soja is the source of this 1185-nucleotide messenger RNA. RefSeq names its product embryonic abundant protein USP92-like. Lineage: Eukaryota; Viridiplantae; Streptophyta; Magnoliopsida; Fabales; Fabaceae. The transcript is spliced from 3 exons. Bases 168 to 998 code for a protein of 276 amino acids. The record is from RefSeq and is a predicted model, not a curated record.
UUUUAUUUUUAUAGUUUCUAUUUUUGUCAUCUCUAUUCCAUUCCUAACAAAUACCAUAUAAGUCUAAUCUUUUUUAACAGUAUACGAUCCAAACUUCACUAUAUAUAUCUCUGUCCCUGCAAGAGUUUGAGUCACAAAUUUUCCACUCUUCCUCACCGAUUGCUAGAAUGGAAUUUCGAUGCUCAGUCAUCUCUUUUACCAUUCUCUUCUCUCUUGCUCUUGCAGGAGAGAGCCAUGUCCAUGCAUCGCUACCUGAGGAAGAUUAUUGGGAAGCUGUUUGGCCAAACACUCCCAUUCCCACUGCACUGCGAGAGCUUCUAAAGCCUCUCCCUGCAGGUGUUGAAAUCGAUGAACUCCCUAAGCAAAUUGAUGAUACACAGUACCCAAAAACAUUCUUCUAUAAAGAAGACCUUCAUCCAGGCAAAACAAUGAAAGUACAAUUCACCAAGCGUCCCUAUGCACAACCUUAUGGUGUAUAUACAUGGUUAACGGAUAUUAAAGACACCUCUAAAGAAGGAUAUAGUUUUGAAGAGAUAUGCAUCAAGAAAGAAGCGUUUGAGGGAGAAGAGAAGUUUUGUGCAAAAUCCUUGGGAACAGUAAUUGGUUUUGCCAUUUCAAAGCUGGGAAAGAACAUUCAAGUACUUUCAAGUUCCUUUGUCAAUAAGCAAGACCAAUACACUGUGGAAGGAGUGCAGAAUCUUGGAGACAAAGCAGUGAUGUGUCAUGGGCUAAAUUUCAGAACUGCAGUAUUUUACUGCCAUAAAGUCCGUGAAACAACAGCUUUCAUGGUUCCAUUGGUGGCUGGUGAUGGAACCAAAACUCAGGCACUUGCUGUUUGCCACUCAGAUACUUCUGGAAUGAAUCACCACAUGCUUCAUGAACUCAUGGGAGUUGAUCCUGGAACUAACCCUGUUUGCCAUUUCCUUGGAAGCAAGGCCAUUUUAUGGGUACCCAAUUUAUCUAUGGACACUGCCUAUCAGACUAACGUUGUUGUUUAAUUAGUCCAUGCAUCUGCAUCUUGGGCACCAUAAGAUUGUAUAUAAAAUAAAUUAUGGUGUGUUGUGUAUGUUGUGCAAGACCUGGAACUUCACCUUUCUACGUACGUGUGCUGUUAGGAUGCAGUGUGCUUUGAUGAUGCUUUGAUGAAUAUGAAGUGUGCUUUUUUAAGUCUAUUAUUUUCUUUUA